Molecule: messenger RNA, 4166 nt
Organism: Linum trigynum
Lineage: Eukaryota; Viridiplantae; Streptophyta; Magnoliopsida; Malpighiales; Linaceae
Source: the annotation of a GenBank genome assembly
GAAAAGCUGUAUACUUUUCUUCGUUUGUUGCGUUGGGGUUGUUGUUGGUUGCCCAUUUGCCACUCUUCCUUCCACUCCACCUCUUCUUCAAGAAAAAGGAAAAUCCCCCCAACCCCUCACGAAAACCCAAUUCCUCUUUUACUUCGUCAUCUCCUCUUCAUAGCCGCCGUUCGCUCGCUAGCUAGCUUUAACCACUGCCUCUGGAGCUCUCCAUUCCGCACCAAUUUCGGAUUCAGAACCCUGCUUCUUCAUGGGUAGCUUCUCCUGCAGAAAACCAGAGACCUAAGUUGGUUGUGAGUGAAAGAGCAGUAACCCCGCUCUUCGCACACCUUUCUGUCAGUGUCUCUGCAGCUAGACCACCAGUUGGAAUUCAUUGAGAGCGAGAGAGGUAAGAACUUGGCGGCGGGUGUUCUUCCUGUUUUUUUUUUUUUUUUUUCUCUGUCGUUCUUUCUUCCAGAAAACAGAGACACGAUUCAAAGCUUGGCAGGAAAAGGGGUUUCUGGUUCUUGUGGGGUUUUCCUGUUUUGGGUUGGGGCAUCAGAAGAUUAUCACAACAAGAGUUGCAGAGAGAUAAUAGGAUGUUUGGCUGCGAUUGCUUUUACUGGAAUCAACGACAACAAGCCGUUGACUUUGACAGUCUUCCUGAGCCACAGCCUUUCUCCUUACCUGCUCCUCUCCCUCAAUGGCCUCAAGGUCAGGGAUUUGGUACUGGGAGAAUGAAUUUGGGAGAGCUAGAGGUUAUCCAAGUAACCAAAUUCGAGAGUGCUUGGAGAUGCAUCCAAUUGGGUGGGAAUUCACAAUUAGGAGUCUCGUUUUACAAACCUGUUGGGAUCCCUGAUGGCUUUCACUCCCUUGGUUACUACUGCCACCCCAAUGAUCAGCACCCACUGAGAGGUUAUGUCCUUGUUGCUCGUCAAAUCAACCACCCUCAAUCGUUGUCAUCGGACCCUCCACCAUUGAGAAAGCCAAUCAACUACUCGCUGAUUUGGAGCACUGGCUCACACUAUGGUGACAAUGGCUAUUUCUGGCUUCCAAAUCCACCAACAGGUUAUAAGGUCAUGGGAAUAGUAGUUACACAUGACUCGAACCAGCCAGAUGUGGAUGAAGUGAGGUGCGUUCGAGCAGACCUUACAGAACACUGCGAGACUUGUGAUCUCGUUUUCUCCAUGGAUUCGAAAAGCGGCUCUAACCAGCAAUUCCAGAUUUGGACCACUAAGCCAUGUGCAAUGGGAAUGUUCGGUAAAGGUGUCUCUGUUGGAACAUUUUACUGUCAAGGUACAAUUUCGAGUUCAGAAGAAGCUCUCACAAGCAUAGCUUGCUUAAAAAAUCUCGACAGUACCCUAUCUGCAAUGCCAAACCUGAACCAGAUUCAUUCCUUGAUCCAACACUAUGGCCCUACAAUGUACUUCCAUCCUGAAGAAGAUUAUCUCCCUUCUUCGGUGCAGUGGUUCUUCAAAAACGGAGCACUCCUGUACAAAGAUGAUUGGAAGGAAGGUCAACCGAUCAACUACAUGGGGUCAAACUUGCCAAGUGGAGGUGUAAACGACGGUGAAUAUUGGAUUGAUUUACCCCUCGAUGAUGGUGAAAGCAGCAGUUUGAAAAAUGGAAACUUGGAGAGUGCAGAGCUUUAUGUUCAUGUGAAGCCAGCACUUGGGGGGUCCUUCACCGAUGUAGCAAUGUGGGUGUUCUGUCCUUUCAAUGGACCAGUGACACUCAAGAUAGGGCUCAUGAGCUUACCAAUGUCGAGGCUAGGGCAGCAUGUGGGCGAUUGGGAACAUGUCACUCUUCGUAUCAACAACUUCACUGGAGAGCUAUGGCAAGUGUUUUACUCCGAGCACAGUGGGGGGAGAUGGGUGGAUGCCUCCGAAGUGGAGUUCAUUAAAGGUAGUAAUAAGCCGAUUGUGUAUUCUUCGAAGCAUGGCCAUGCUAGCUUUCCCCACGAGGGUAUGUUUCUUCAAGGUGCAACGAAACUUGGAGUCGGCGUGAGAAAUGAUACUGCUCGGAGUGAUUACUUUAUCGAUUCCAGCAUUAAGUAUCAACUCAUUGCAGCCGAAUAUCUUGGAGAAGAAGUCAUUAAAGAACCAAGCUGGCUGCAGUACAUGAGAGAAUGGGGUCCUACUAUUGUGUACGACUCUCGGUCUGAGAUCGAUAAGAUAAUCAAUAUACUACCGUUUUUUGUUCGGUUUUCGGUAGAGAACCUCAUCGAGUUGUUUCCGACGGAGCUUUAUGGUGAGGAAGGACCAACUGGGCCAAAGGAGAAGGACAACUGGGUUGGAGAUGAGAUAUGUUAGCUGUUGGAAAAUCAACCAGCAUUUUGAUGAAAAAGGUUUGCUUGCUAUACCACGCUGUGGAAGGCUACAUUUGUAAAUUAUACCAUAGGGGAAGUACACCAUUAGCAUGUGUGAUUGUUUGAUUGGGAAUACAUCUCUCAAAAAAUGUAGUGUUCACAUGGUGGAUAUUGUUUGUUUGUUGUAUCAAGAUCAAGGUUGUUAAACCCUUAUCGAACCCUCGGUUGGACCCGAUCUGAUUUAAGUAUGGCUUCAAAAUGAUCUUCAGAAAGUCCUACGAUCUGCCCCCUAAAGAGGGAGAAGAAGAGAGGGGGAAGAGAGGAAGAGGAACAAAUGAAGGGAGAUGGUGGAUGGGUCAUGGAGGGUUAGGUAGAUUUAUUUUGUGAAAAAUAAGUUUUAAUAGAUUCAUGUAAGAUAAAUUUCAAUUAAGUUAUUAAAUCCUUAGUUACUAUCUUAUUUGUAUAUAUAUUUAGAAAAUGUCUAAACCGGCUUAAACCGGCUGGACCCCAAUCAAACCAUUAAACCUAAAACUCCUUGCUUGACCGGCUCAAUGACUUAACCUGGUUUCCCAACCUUAAUCAAGAUACAAGGCUUUUAGUGCAAGUCCUGAUAUGUUUCCUUGGAAGUCCUUUCUUAUCCUCAUCGCUUGUAUGAAUGUUAAGAGUUGGGACUUUGCUACGGUGAUUUGCAAGUCACCGUAACUUGCACUUUUCAAUCGACCUCAUUUAGGAUUAGGUCGAUUUAAUCUGUUGUUUGUGCAAAAACAGUUUCAUGGUGCCUACUUUGAAAAUUCAUAUUUUACAAUUGGCUUGAUGGAAAUUGGAGAUUAAUGGCUUGUUUUGAAGCUGGAGUGACCAUCUACACAUUGAAGUACUUGGGAGCUCGAUAGGAAGAACAAAAGACUAUUUUUGAACCUGAUCAAGAUAAUAUGCCAAAACUGGGAAACUGCCUGUAAAUGGCCAAGUCUGGGAAUGUGUUUGUGAAGCUUACUUUGGAGCUUAAUUCGAUAUGCAUGAAUGAGAUUCGAGUCCAGGGGCCUCUACCACGUGAACGUAGGUAUGUUUGUCUAUAGAUUCAAGGCAUUGGAUGAAAAAUUGGAUAUCUAGAAGGCUUCAAACAAAAGGCUCGAAGUUGCUACGAAUGCUGAUAUUUAAUCUUUCAUCCAUUGCCUUGCUUUUUAAAAAUAAACAUACAUACAUUCAUGUGGUAGAGGCCCCUGGACUCGACUCUCAUCCAUGCUUCUCGAAUUGAGCUCCAAAGUAGGCUUCACAAAUACGUUCUCAUACUUGGCCAUUUUCAGGCUUUUCAAAUUUUGGCAUAGUCUUUUGAUCAGGUUCAAAAAUGAUCUUCUGGACUUCCUAUCGAGCUCCCAAGCACUUCAAUGUGUAGAGGGAAACUCUCUUCAAAACAAGUCAUUAAUCUCCAAUUUCCAUCGAGCCAAUUGUAAGAUAUGAAUCUCCAAAGUAGGCACCAUGAAACUGUUUUUACACAAAUAACAAAUUAGGUCGACCUAAUCCUAAAUGAGGUCGACCAAAAAGUGCAAGUUACGGUGACUUGCAAGGCACCAUCGAGCCAAUUUUAAGAUAUGAAUCUCCAAAGUAGGCACCAUGAAACUGUUUUUACACAAAUAACAAAUUAGGUCGACAUAAUCCUAAAUGAGGUCGACCAAAAAGUGCAAGUUACGGUAACUUGCAAGGCACCAUAGGCGCACCCUAAGAGUUGUUGUGCAAGUCUGCAAGCAAACACGAACAGAGCCAUCAAAUUUUGGGUGGCAGCAUAACUAAAUGAUAUUUGUAAGAAUUAACUCAUUCCAUAAAUAAUAAUUUCACAGGCCAAUGUUAUGUUUUUUUUUUUCGUCAAUAAAAGAAAAUGUUAGGU